UAGUUUUUUAUAUGUUUAAGUCUCUCUAAGUAAUGUUUUUAAACAAUUUGGGCAGUGCUCAUGUACAGGCUUGCAAGUUAUAAACGUGCCUGCCAACUUCGAAGACUACCGUUGAAUUAUAAAGGCAGGAGGUUAGGCUGAGAGUUUUAGCUUUGUACAGAGAGCUCACAAAAUCUUCAUCUGAAAAUGGAGAGGAAAAAAUCAGAGGAGCAGUGCUUCUUUGAUCCGUGUCUGUUCAGAAAUCUGAAGAGAAUUUCUGCGGUUGUUUGUCUUCUUUUUAUUCUUUUUAUCUGGUGUUCGUCUACCAUCAUUAUAUCUGGUUCGAUUUUUCAUGUUUGUGUAAGGUCUAGGAAGCUUAACGACCCCAACUGUAUUUCUUUUGGUGGUCCAGGUAUAUCCACAAAUUCUGGUUUUACUCUUUCUUUGAUUAACGAAAGCUCUGAAAGUCCUGUUUACCAAAGUAACACCCAGAUAAGCCCUGUUUUUUCAUCUAUUAGUCCUUCAACUGCAGCUGAAAACAAUAGAAGUUCUGCUGCAGAAGAUGAGAUUAAGGAGGUUGUAAAUAUCACCCAAAAUUCUGUAGUUUCUUCUUCUGUCAGCCCUGUAACCACCCCAGUUUCUGAUUUUGAGGAUAGCCCUGAUAUCCGACUUCCUGUAAGUAGCAAGAGCCAAAGUAAUGAUGAAAGUGCGGAAGAGGAGCUGAUACCAUCACCAGUCUUGGGAGAUUCUGUGUUUACAAAGCCAGUUAUCCGGAAGGGCAUAGAUAAGGCUAAGGCAGAGGAGACAGCGAACUCUAGGUUGGCUGUGGAAGGGCAAUUAGUGAUCUUACGAUCCUACACUGCAAAGUCAAAGCCCUCCAGUUGUGAGGGACGAGGGAUAUAUGUCUACGACUUGCCUCCUAAGUUCAACACGGAUUUGCUAGCCAAGUGCAAUGAGAUGAUGGCGUGGAUUGACUUCUGUAAAUACUUCACAAACGAAGCAAUGGGUGAGCCUAUACCAGCAUUGGGGAACGGAUGGUAUAACAGCCACCAGUUUUCGCUAGAGCCAAUAUUUCACAAUCGUAUACUCAAGCAUCCUUGCAGAGUUCAGGAGGCAGAGAAAGCCAAGGUUUUCUAUGUUCCUUUCUAUGGUGCAAUAGAUAUGAUAAGAUGUCACUUUAGUAAGGAUGGCAGCGGCAUGAAUGAUUCAGAUGCUCUGUCUAAGGAGAUUGUUGAGUGGCUCAAGCAGCAGAAGACGUGGAAGAGAAACUCUGGGUUAGAUCAUGUGUUUGUUCUAGGGAAAAUCACUUGGGAUUUCCGGAGGACAGAAAAUGUAUCUUGGGGGAGCCCCCUAUUAGAGCUCGAGGAGCUCCAAAACCCAAUGAAGCUUUUAAUUGAACGACAACCUUGGAAUAUCAACGAGGUUGGGGUCCCAUACCCAACAUACUUCCACCCUAGAUCAGAUGGGGAGAUCAUAGCAUGGCAGGAAAAAACCAGGAAGCUGAAACGGAAGUACUUAAUCAGCUUUGCUGGGACUCCACACAAGCGCUGGGAGAGCAUAAGAUCGAUCCUCAUCGAGCAGUGCACUGCUGCCCCCAAAGCGUGCAACUUUUUGAACUGUAUAGGAGAGUCAUGUGUUGAAUCAGCACCUGUUGAGAAACUUUUCAUGGCAACAGAGUUUUGCCUUCAGCCUCCCGGGGAUAGUCCAACAAGAAAGUCGAUGUUUGAUUCUCUCAUUGCUGGCUGCAUUCCGGUUGUCUUUGAUCCUUUCACAGCACACUACCAAUAUCCGUGGCAUUUUCCUGAGGAUCACAGGAAGUAUUCGGUGUAUAUAGACCAAGAUGAGGUAAAGUUGUCAGGAGGUAAUGUAAUAGAGAAGCUUGUGAAGAUCCCUCUGAAAGAAAGGCAAGAGAUGAGGAAGUACAUCAUUGAUGAGUUGAUGCCUAGGUUGGUUUAUGCACAAGCUGACGCUAAGUUAGAAAAAUUCGAAGAUGCAUUCACUCUAGCUGUGAAUAAUAUGCUUGAAAGGGCGAUUAGUAAAUUCCCUUGAUUAGGAAUUAAAGGUUGUUUCAUUCUUUUUAGAAACUAAGCUAGAUUUUUUUUUCUUUUUUCUUUGGUUAGAAAAAAUUGUCGUUAAUAGAAAGUCAUACAUUAUUUACAAAUUACAAUAACAAUUGCAAAUUUGCUAAGCAUUGAAGCAAAAUUGAAGACAGUUUUUGUAAAGAUUUUUUAUUAAGAUGAUUCUUAGGCACAUGUACAACUCCAAGUCCUUAGCUGCAGAUCUGUAUAUGAGGCAUCUUAGGUUUCGUCAUAGGUUGCCUUUAAUGCCCCUCAACUUAUGCUGUCUUCUGCUUUGCUAAAACAUAUAGUAUUCUGUAAUUUUAAGGUCAGAUUAUUGCUAUAUUCUGGUAUAUUCAAGAUCUCGUUUUCAA
Messenger RNA from Chenopodium quinoa (quinoa), 2410 nucleotides. RefSeq names its product xyloglucan-specific galacturonosyltransferase 1-like. Gene Ontology annotation, molecular function: glycosyltransferase activity. The transcript has a single exon. Bases 187 to 2028 code for a protein of 613 amino acids. The record is from RefSeq and is a predicted model, not a curated record. Lineage: Eukaryota; Viridiplantae; Streptophyta; Magnoliopsida; Caryophyllales; Amaranthaceae.